This is a messenger RNA of Odontomachus brunneus, 991 nucleotides long. RefSeq names its product methyltransferase-like protein 23. The transcript has 2 exons. Lineage: Eukaryota; Metazoa; Arthropoda; Insecta; Hymenoptera; Formicidae. The coding region runs from base 165 to 959 and encodes 264 amino acids. Gene Ontology annotation, cellular component: cytoplasm; nucleus. The record is from RefSeq and is a predicted model, not a curated record.
CCGCGGACUACUCUCGACAAUUCAGCGUCCCUACGAUCGCGAUUAGACGCAUAUAAAGCGCGGGGAGACUCACUUCAAUGACUAAAACGAUCGGCGCGUAAAGAGCGGUGUAAAUAAAUGGUCACGAUGAAGUACGUUUACUGCGGGCGCGCGGCGCGUUAGUGAUGCCGGCUUUAGACGAGAGUAUUUCGCACGACACGACGAGCCCGCCCACGACCACGCACGACGGCCUAAUGUCCGAUGGUGCUUCCGACGGAGUUUCAGCUUCCGAUGGACUUUCGUCCGAGAAAGUGAAGACAUUUGUUUUUACGUCGUACAGGACUGCGCAGGACGGCACGCAGAGCGAGGAGAGUCUGGAGAUUCGCAUACUCGAGUUGCUAGAGGCUAGUUACAGCUUCUACAUCUGGCCCUGCGCACCUGUGCUCGCCCUGUUUCUCUGGGAGCAUAGGGACGAUCUGGUUGGCAAGCACGUGUUGGAACUUGGAGCUGGUACUUCAUUACCUGGCAUUCUUGCUAGCAAGUGUGGUGCCAGUGUGACUCUGAGUGAUUCCGCAAACAACACUAGGGCACUGCAGCAUAUCAGGAGAUGCACUGAGCUGAACGGAGUUCAAAACCAAGUACGAAUCAUUGGCAUUACUUGGGGCUUGUUCCUUAACAGUUUAUUCACACUUGGACCAUUGGACCUGAUCAUUGGCUCAGAUUGCUUCUAUGAGCCCACUGUAUUUGAGGAUAUAGUGGUCAUUGUUGCAUUCCUACUGGAAAAGAAUCCACACGCAAGGUUCCUCUGUACAUACCAGGAACGCAGUGCUGAUUGGUCAAUUGAGCAUUUCUUGAACAAGUGGGGUCUUACGUGCACACACGUACCAUUGGACGAUCUUGGGGCGAAAUCCAACGUCAGUGUGGACGAGUUGAUGCAAGCUCAUACGAUACACUUGCUGGAUAUACGACGACGAUCGUGAGAAUAGAGUCCACUAUAAGGAUAACAAAGCUG